Molecule: messenger RNA, 1490 nt
Organism: Hypoxylon fragiforme
Lineage: Eukaryota; Fungi; Ascomycota; Sordariomycetes; Xylariales; Hypoxylaceae
Product: glycoside hydrolase family 93 protein
Exons: 1
Coding region: 98-1270 (390 amino acids)
Source: RefSeq, a predicted model, not a curated record
UUAUCUUAGAUCUCAAUUUCACUUAAAACCCCCCAAUCUACACUCUGCUUCUUAAGUAAGGAGUUGACCAUCUGAGUCAGUGUGUGUGACUAUCACAAUGGCUCGGCAUCCCUUCAACAACACGCCACUCCUCCUCCUUCUCCUCCUCAACUUCCUCUUCCUCGCCUCCGCAAUCCCCAUAGCGAGAGACGACACCAAACAAAUCACCUCACGGGAUGAAACCAUAAACUUCAACGAAAUCGGCGCGAGCUUCACGCUCGGCUCCGCCGAAACCACCGUCGCGACGCAGGGGACGUACCCGCGGAUGGUGCGGCUCGCGGACAACGGGAUCCUCGCCAUCUCAACCGUCCGCGGGGCCGACAACCUGCGGAUCCUGACGAUCACGCGCAGCGACGACAACGGCAGGACCUUCGCGCAGAUCGGCGAGGUCGCGCGGAGCACCGGCGAGAUGGACAACGGCUUCCUGCUCAAGCUCGCGUCCGGCUCCCUGCUCGCCGCCUUCCGCAACCACGACCUCAACGCCGCCCGCGCGCUCACGUACUUCCGCAUCACGGUGUGCCGCAGCGACGACGGCGGGCGCUCGUGGUACUACGUGCAGAACGCGUUCGAGCAGCCGGCCAGCGCGGACGGGUACAACGGGCUGUGGGAGCCGUUCAUGCGGAUCGCGCGGGACGGCAGCGUGCAGCUGUUCUACUCGGGGGAGCUGAGCCGCACGAACCAGGAGACCUUCCGCGUCGUCUCGACGGACGAGGGGCGGACGUGGACGGCGCCCGUCAAUCUGCGUCUGCACGGCACGGACCAGCAGUUCCGCGACGGGAUGACGGGGAUCGCGGCGACGACGGAUGCCGCGGACGGGAGGGACGCGCUCGUCAUGGUGUUUGAGGUGCAGGACGGCACGUUCUUCCACCUCGCCACCGUGCUCUCCUACGACGACGGCAUCACCUGGGGCACGCGGACGGACAUCUACUCCGCGCCGCAGCACAACGCGGGCGCGCCGCAGAUCAAGGCCGUCGGCAACAACUUGGCCGUGGUCUUCAUGACGGACGAGGACACUCCCGCCGGGCAGCUCAACUGGGCGCAGAAGGCCGACAUCAAGAUGAUCUUCUCGACGCAGCUGAGCGGCGCGAGCGUCAGGUGGUCGACCCAGACGAUGCACCUCUCCGAGGACAGCUCGUACUGGCCCGGCCUCUUCCAGAUCGACCCCAACACGCUGCUGGCGGCGUACGAGCGCGGGGGCGUCUCGCUGGCGCGGUUCGUUACUAAGGUUUAGGGGUAAGGGGGGUUAUGCAUUAACUUGGUCUAGCGUGGGAUGGAUCAUGGGUACUAUCGCAUGGAGUUUUUUCAGGGGGGCAUUUUCUCUUUUUUUUUUCUUUUUUUUUUUUUUUGUUCAGUCUACUUUCAAAGAUAUCCCCUAGCAUUGCAUUCGCUUAACGCUGCCCUAGCUAGCUGUAAGGAAGAUACCUAAGGGCCAGCCGGAAUGGGAAACUCGA